GGCUCACGACCUGCCCACCAUUGCUCAACCACCGCUCCCAUCCCAUCCGGUUGCGAGCUUUGGCCUUGAUUUUGGUGUCUACCCCGUCUAGGGUUUCAAGCUCAAGCUCAGGGUCGGCGUUUCAGGGCAUCCACCUCUACCUCGCUGGGCCUUACGGGCAACCGCCGCCCCUGCCGUCGGCCGCCGUGACCGGUCCGGCCGCGCUGCCUUGGUACGCGGCCCCCACCGCGCCGAUCGGGCCUCUACACCACCACUGGCCCGGUCAGCCGUCGCCCGCCGUCGCCCCCCACUGGCCAUAGUGGCCGGCCCGGCGAUCGCCGCGCCCCCGACGCCUCCCGGGUCCGGGCAGCCGCAGCUCCAGCUGCCGGGCCCAUCGACGGCCGCUGCCGUGCCUCCCUGGCCACAGUGGCCGGCCCCGACCCUCGCUGCACCGACCACACCACCCGGGUCCGUGCCGCCGCAGCUGCCGGCCCCGCCACUGCCCAGCACGGGGCCCGGGUCACCCACGCAGACAGGCGUCCCGAUCCAGCACGUGCGCUUCCCACCGUCGCCGUCCCCCAUACCGGCCUGGCUGACCGGAUCAUCGCCGCCACCCGUCUACAUGUCGGCGGGAGAACCGCCAGCACCUACUCUUCAGUUCGGCGACCCCUCCGGCUCGGCGGGGCACUUCUCGGGCCGCGGUCAUGCUGACCGGGCGCCCCACUCCUCGCUGCUUCGCACAUCCGAGCCAGUCGGCCACGGCGUUCCGACUCAGACACCGCCGCGGUUUGCCAAACUGGACUUCGCUACCUAUGAUGGCACAGAGGACCCCCUCAACUGGCUCAACCAGUGCGAGCGGUUCUUUCGCGGGCAACGCACCCUCGCCUUGGAGCGUACCUGGCUCGCCUCCUACCACCUCCGCGGCGCGGUACAGACCUGGUACUACGCCCUCGAGCAGGACGAGGGCAACAUGCCCCCUUGGGAGCGCUUCUGCAAGCUCUGCCUCCUUCGUUUUGGGCCGCCGAUCCGCGGGAGCCGCCUGGCAAAGCUAGGCCGCCUUCCCUUCACCUCCACGGUUCAGGAUUUCGCCGACCGUUUCCAGGCCCUAGCAUGCCACGCGUCGGGCCGACCUCUUCGUCAGUGGACUUCCGGAUCACAUCCACGUGGACGUGGAGCUUCGGGGACCCCAGGAUCUCCUGACGGCCAUGUACUAUGCCCGCGCGUUCGAGCGCCGCGAGGUGGCCAUCCAGCAGGCAUCAUCGUCCCGGGCCGCUGGGCCGCUACCCUGGCCGGAGGUUCCCGCGCAGGGUCGGCCUGCUCAGGCUUUCGCGGCACCCCUCGCUACGACCGCGGCACGCCCGUUCCGCCGGCUCACCUCAGCCGAGCUACUCGAGCGUCGCCGCCAAGGGUUGUGCUUCAACUGCGACGAGCCCUACAUGCCCGGCCACGUCUGCCUGCGACUCUUCUACCUGGAGGCUGCAGACUACAUUCCGGAGGACGCCGUCGCCGCCGACCUGGCCGCCCCAGCUGUCGCGAAGGUGUUUGACGCUGGUUGAUCACCUCGAGGAGUUCAGCAAGCGCUUCCCCACCUUACAGCUCGAGGACGAGCUGUUUGUGCAGGCGGGGAGAAGUGUUAUGACCGGAAAUUAGGGGGCUUAGCCCAGUGGGUUGUGGCCCAAGUUAUCUUAUUGUUAUUAGGGGCUUAGCCCAAUUAUCUUAUCGUAUUAGGAUCGUUUGCUUAGGAGUCAAGUAAACCUCUCUAUAUAAGGAGAGGAGAUGUAUCAAUCUAAUCAAGCAAGAAGCAAUCAUUAUUUGCUCGGCUUCCCUUAGGGAGCCGGGAGACCUAACCCUAGCCGCCUCUUGCGCCGCCAACGCCUCUCCCUCUCGCGCACGACGGCGCCUUGCCGCCGGCGACCGCGAGCUUCGCCACGUCCAGGCCCCUCCUUCCCCUACAACCUACGCCCUAGACCCGGUAGGGUCCUAGCUCCUACCAAUUUGGUAUCAGGUAGCUUGGGUCCGAUCAUGUCUGCUCCACCACCCACCCUGCCGCUGCCCACCGCGCCGCUGUCCACCACCGUCGCCCUCUCCGCAGCGCCCCUCUCCACCGCGCCACUAGCGCUUUCCACCGCGCCGAUCGACUCCACCGCGGGGGCCUCCACCGGCCAGUCGCCGCCCCUCCCCGUGCCGCAGGCCGCCGUCUACUCCCCGACGGAGAUCACCGGCAUCCUUAAUGACCUCGUCAUCGCCG
Messenger RNA from Triticum dicoccoides, 2227 nucleotides. RefSeq lists its product as uncharacterized. The transcript is spliced from 2 exons. The record is from RefSeq and is a predicted model, not a curated record. Bases 602 to 1525 code for a protein of 307 amino acids. NCBI's taxonomy places the organism in Eukaryota, Viridiplantae, Streptophyta, Magnoliopsida, Poales, Poaceae.